AUGGCUGUACCAAGGAAAGGUCUGAGCGCCUCCCCACCUGAUGGCGGCUGGGGGUGGAUGAUUGUGAUUGGUUGCUUCCUCGUUACUAUUUGCACUAGAGCUGUAACAAGGUGUAUCUCAAUUUUCUUUGUGGAGUUCCAGACUUACUUUGCUCAAGAUUAUGCCCGGACAGCUUGGAUCCAUUCCAUUGUCGACUGUGCCACAAUGCUUUGUGCACCGCUUGGGAGUUUUAUCAGUAAUCAUGUUUCUUGUCAAGUGGGCAUCAUACUAGGAGGAUUGCUUGCCUCUGCUGGACUUAUCUUGGGUUCCUUUGCCACAAGUCUGGAACAUCUUUACCUUUCCCUAGGAGUUCUUACAGGGCUGGGAUUUGCACUUUCUUAUUCCCCAGCCAUUGCCAUGGUGGGCAACUAUUUCAACAAGCGGAAAGCGUUGGCUUACGGCAUCGCCAUGUCCGGCAGCGGCAUUGGCACCUUCAUCCUGGCUCCCGUGGUCCAGCUGCUGAUUGAGCAGUUCUCCUGGCGCGGAGCCUUGCUCAUCCUGGGUGGUUUCGUUUUAAACCUCUGCGUCUGUGGUGCCUUGAUGAGGCCUGUUGCGGUAAAAGAGGACCGCAAGAACGGGCCCGAGCUGGAGUUUGAGCUCGAAGCUCCAAAGACGGACUUCAAGCAGUGGUCUGCCUGCUCCCCUCUGAUCAAAGUGUGGUCUCACAAGUGCCUGUGCCAGUGCUCGUGGCAGGAAUACCAGUUCUUACUGAAGCCAGACUUUGUGGUGCUUGCCGGCUCAGUCCUCUUCAUGGCUUACGGCUGCAGCCCCCUCUUUGUCUACCUGGUGCCUUACGCACUGAGGGUCGGAGUGAGUCACCAGCAGGCCGCGUUCCUCAUGUCCAUCCUCGGGGUCAUCGACAUCGUUGGCAACAUCACUUUUGGAUGGCUCACGGAUAGAAGGUGCUUGAAGAAGUAUCGUUACAUCUGCUACCUCUUUGCGGUGGGAAUGGACGGCCUCUGCUGCCUCUUCCUUCCCAUUCUCCAAAGCUUUCCGCUCCUUGUGCCUUUCUCUUUCACCUUCGGCUAUUUUGACGGAGCCUACGUAACCCUGAUCCCGGUGGUGACGGCGGAUGUAGUGGGCACGGCUUCCUUAUCUUCAGCUCUUGGAGUGGUGUACUUCCUUCAUGCAAUACCUUACCUAAUCAGCCCACCAGUUGCAGGUUGGCUUGUGGAUACCACCGGCAACUACACUGCAUCAUUCCUGCUGUGUGGAUUUUCCAUGAUAUUCAGUUCGACGUUACUGUGCUGUGCAAGGCUGGCAAAGAAGGUCAAACGGACUCCCUUGAGGUCAGCUGGUAGAGACACUGAUGCCAAGCAACAAAGCUGGACAAAUGGAGCAAUAGUUUAUUCUGUAAAUGGAGAAUUUGAUCAAAAAGGUGUGGAGUUGCUGGCUAGUGAGGCGAGCAGCUAUGGCAAAAGAUGACAACAUGCUACGUCCCCCUUAGUGUAACCUU
Molecule: messenger RNA, 1495 nt
Organism: Elgaria multicarinata webbii
Lineage: Eukaryota; Metazoa; Chordata; Lepidosauria; Squamata; Anguidae
Gene: SLC16A12
Product: solute carrier family 16 member 12
Exons: 6
Coding region: 1-1464 (487 amino acids)
Biological process (GO): monocarboxylic acid transport; transmembrane transport
Cellular component (GO): plasma membrane
Molecular function (GO): monocarboxylic acid transmembrane transporter activity
Source: RefSeq, a predicted model, not a curated record